AUGGGCGAGCAGGAGCCGGCCGCUGUUGAUGACUCAUCUGCGCUAGACGAGACAUCAGAUUCUACGGAGCCUGGCUACAAAGCUGCCGGCAUGCCGGCCCUGUUUCAGGAGGCCCGGCGCUCCCUGCGCGUUCUGGCGGCAAAACUCGUGGCCAUCGACCACAAGCCUCACGAGCAAAAGGAUCUGCUGGUGGGGAUAUCGUGCCUGGCGCUGGCAACGCCCGCAAUUCCAGCCUACUGUGCGGGAGACUUGCCCACUGUUUUUGUCACUCUCGGCAUGACAAUCACAUCGCUGAAUGCGGACUACCUUUAUCUUGGCACUGUUUGGAAUGUCAUUGAUCGUUGGUGCGCCCUCGGCUUUUCUUUUUACAUGUACUGGCUGGCCUUUCCACAUUUGCCGCUGCUCUCCUCCUUGAAUGCCAUUCCGCUGGUCGGCUUUCUCAGCUACUCCAGGAGCUCUGCGACGAAGGAGCAGUGGUCCUUCCGGCAUUCGCUUUGGCACUUCUUCCUGGCUGUGGACAUGCCCUUCUUCUUGGUGUUCGGGGCCUACUCGGAUCGCUUCUUCAAGCACAGUGAGGUCAUCAGCAAUAGCAGCGGUGGAAGGAAGCCGACAAUGCCCUGGAAAAGCCCGGCAAAGCUGCGGAAGCACCUCGAUGCAGAUCUGGAUCCAGGAGCUGACGAGGCAACAGAGGCGGGAGAGGCGUGCGAUGAGACGGAGAGCAGCGACUCGGAGCCCGACGUCAAGCCUCCGCCCACACCGAAGCAGGCUGCCAGUGCGGCGCUGCAGCGUCUCGUCGCUCAGAGAAACAACAACCACAAGGUUCUGCAGAGGCUAAAUGCCGAGAUUCUCGGCCACCAGCGGAACGUGCUCGUCCUCUUUUGUUUGGGGAACUGGGCGGCGAUGGCGGCCCCGGAAGAGAGCGAAGUCUUUCUUUCCAGUGAGCUCCACGCCGUGACCACACAGUCAGCAUCGAGGAAUCGCGCACGUUGGAUGGUUGCUCAUUUUGGCUGCUGCGUUGCCGGCGUCGUUGUCUGCUCUUUGGCCGUGCUCGGCUACUUGAGAAGCUCACUUCCACGAGCCGGACUUCUACGCGGAUCUGACCUGAUGCGAGGUUACGAGGACGACUGCUUCAAAGUCGGCAUGUACUAUGCGGGCCCUGCAAGGCUGCCAUCGCUGCAACGAACGGUGCAGCCGGAUGCACAGGCAUGCCAGGCCGAGUGCAUGAUGCAGAUGGGUUGCCAAUAUUUCACAUUCUGGCCGGAUGGCGGCUGCCUUCUCACUGGCUGGGGCGCAACGCUAAAGGCGACCCCCCUCCGCUUUGCUAAGACCGUCACGGGGCCAAAGGAAUGCCCCUUGGCGCGGCCGGUGGCUGCAGAUCAAGGCCUGACGUUGGAGGACUGGGACCCAAGCGUGGACGGCGCGGCACCUGCACCCCCGACGCUGCCGCACGAGCCGGAGUUCCAGAUCGUGGUCGCUGGACAGCUUCCUGGUGUCAACGGAACGCACUGCACGGCCUAUCCAGCCUGCGUGGCUGUGAAGAUGAGCGGUGACUGCUGUCCUAACGCAGAAGGGGUCGUGCUGGACUGCUGUGGUUCCACGGCAGCUUCACGCUACCUGAAGUAG
This is a messenger RNA of Symbiodinium natans, 1623 nucleotides long. The record is from the annotation of a GenBank genome assembly. NCBI's taxonomy places the organism in Eukaryota, Dinophyceae, Suessiales, Symbiodiniaceae.